This is a messenger RNA of Striga hermonthica, 558 nucleotides long. NCBI's taxonomy places the organism in Eukaryota, Viridiplantae, Streptophyta, Magnoliopsida, Lamiales, Orobanchaceae. The record is from the annotation of a GenBank genome assembly.
AUGAGGAGGUUCACAGCGCUAACGGCCACCCUGUUGCUUCUCCUGGCGGUGGUCUCAGCCGUGAAGGUAUUGGGUUCAUGCGGUGAGGAAAUCAAGAGUCAGAGGCUGAGUUCCUGCCGUGAGUACCUCAGAGAUAGCAGCCGACUUGAUGUGUCGGAAAACGGGUGGCGAGAGGAGUUUCCCAGGUGCUGUGAGGAGCUGGAGCAGAUUAACGAGCAAUGCAGGUGCCAAGCACUAAGCCAGUUGGUGGCUCAACAGCAAAUGGCACAGGGAAGAGAGAAGCAAGAGAUGCUGAGAACCGCGCAGAGUUUGACCAGCUUGUGCCGUAUCCCACCUCAAUCCUGCGAAAUCCAGCUGCGCGGCCUGCUCUCUUUUUUUUCUCACUGUAUCUGCGGGGUGGAAUCUGAAUAUCGCCGCCGUGCCGUUGAUCGUCGGCGGCCGACCGAAUUGACUCCACCGUCGCUGUUGGUCGGCAGCUACUAUCCUAAUCGGCCCAACAAACGCCGGAAGCACCACGAGACGGGAACGGGAACACCGACAAGCCCGUCGUUGGAGUAG